Messenger RNA from Dromiciops gliroides (monito del monte), 866 nucleotides. Its product is annotated as small cysteine and glycine repeat-containing protein 3-like. The coding region runs from base 35 to 415 and encodes 126 amino acids. The transcript has a single exon. The record is from RefSeq and is a predicted model, not a curated record. NCBI's taxonomy places the organism in Eukaryota, Metazoa, Chordata, Mammalia, Microbiotheria, Microbiotheriidae.
UCCUCACUUCACUUGAACCCUCUGUACUGACACUAUGGGUUGCUGUGGUUGCAGAGGCAGCUGUGGAAGCUGUGGUGGUGGCUGUGGAGGCUGUGGUGGUGGCUGUGGUGGCUGUGGAGGUUGUGGUGGCUGUGGUGGCUGUGGUGGCUGUGGUGGUGGCUGUACCACUUGUACUUGCUACCGUGUGGGCUGCUGCUCUGCCUGCUGCCCCUGCUGCUGUGGCUGCUGUGGAGGCUGCUGUAGCCCAACAGUUGUCUGCUGCCGCCGCACCUGCUGCUCUGGCUCCUGUGGCUCCUGUGGCUGUGGCUGUGGCUGUGGUGGUAGCUGUGGUAAGGGCUGUGGCUGUGGCAAGGGAUGCUGCCAACAGAAAUGCUGCUGCCAGCAAUGCUGCUGUAAGAGGCAAUGCUGCUGCUAGGGGGGAGCAAUCAAGAGCAGGCCUCUGGAAAGGAUUUCUUGGGGGCACAUGCCCAACAUGAAGGUAAGACUAUCUUCUGUUAGCUUGUCUUCUUCUCUAUGAUUCAUAAGUCAUCUUUGGGUUCCAAAAUGUGUAUAUUAACUCUCGAUAAAUUGCAUUCUGUGGCUGUUGCAGUUCUCUCCAAAAGCCCCCAGUAUCACACAGAUGCUUGAUUUGGAGAGCAACCAUUUCAACAAAUGGCCUCCCCAACAAUGGGCCAAGGGCCCAGCCCAUUUUCCCCAAAAUUCACUAAUAUCAUCAGUCAACAAAUGUAAUCCUAAUUUCUAGCAUUUUUCUUCUUGCAAUGUCUCUUAUAAAUGUCUGUAUCUAUCUUUGUUCUUUUGGGCAUGUACUGUGUACUCACUGCCCUCUCUACCAUUUCUGAGUCUUUUCAUGCAUAUUCCUUAAUAAA